Oncorhynchus kisutch (coho salmon) is the source of this 6599-nucleotide messenger RNA. It is a transcript of the gene zfyve1, whose product is annotated as zinc finger, FYVE domain containing 1. Gene Ontology annotation, biological process: lipid droplet formation. The coding region runs from base 1036 to 3423 and encodes 795 amino acids. Gene Ontology annotation, cellular component: lipid droplet. Gene Ontology annotation, molecular function: phosphatidylinositol-3,4,5-trisphosphate binding; phosphatidylinositol-3-phosphate binding; 1-phosphatidylinositol binding. The record is from RefSeq and is a predicted model, not a curated record. NCBI's taxonomy places the organism in Eukaryota, Metazoa, Chordata, Actinopteri, Salmoniformes, Salmonidae. The transcript is spliced from 12 exons.
UUACUUAGCCAGCUAACAAACUACAAACAUUGAGUUGCAUAGUGAGUUGAGUUGCAUAGUGGGGAAUGUAGUCAUGUACAUUAAAGCGUGGGGAAUGUAGUCAGAUACAUUAAAGCGAUUCAAAGCAACAACUCUACUGGUAUUACUACAUUUCCCAGAAUGCUAUGCGCGGUGUAACUUUUAACCUCUGGAUCAAAACAAGCCGAUCAGCUGAUGAAAUUGGGAACAACGUCGAAUGAAAUCUAGCUGUCGGGCAGCGAAAUUAUCUUAACAAAUCUAUACAUAAUAACGGUGUCUUUGUGCUGAAUUAAGUUGCACUGGAUGCCAUGUUUUCUAUUAAAAUAUUAUAGCGUUUUUCCUCUGUAGAAGCAACGGUUUAGGUUACGGGAACAGCCGUCGUCCAUUUUUUUGUUUUUCGACGAAGGAUUUUGUUGAUCGUUUUAGUGGUUGAGAAAUUUGGUCGUUUGAGGUGAUGUGGAGUAACUGAAAAAUACGCGAGUGUCAUCUUUUGUUAUAAAGAGGAUUUGUUGAUGUUUUUACACUGUCACCGUUGCCUAUUUCUGCUGUCAAAUUGGCUUAGCCAACAACAACAACAGCAGCUAACCGUACAGUAGGCUAACUAGCAGUAGCAAGAUAAAUACAAUGUUAUUGCUGAUUGACAGCUAACGAUUACUUGCAUGUGGGGCUUGUAGGAUAGCUGCAUGUCUGGACAUGUAUGCAGGAAGUCGUUGUGAUUGUUUUGCUGACAGACAGGCACUUUGGUGACAUAUGGCUUUGUCAAAGUGACCUCUCACAGUUCAUAUUAAAUUGUCCAUCUGCUAAGUGUUUUGGGGAGUAUAGAAGAGACACCUCUACCAGAAAAAACAACCACAUAAUACGCUAGAGAAGAAUACAUUUAAAUCUUUAACACUAUAGAAUAUAGUCAUAAACAUAUUUCCAAGCAGUUUGGUUUCGCAGUGCAGUUUUAGACUCAUUGGGUACAGGUUAUCGACAGAAAGGUGCACUUGUUAGCAGUAGCAUACUGAAGCGAUCAUUAUGAGUGGUCAAGGUCCGUCGGUAGAUAAAGGGAUGAACACCAUUCUGGUGUGUCAGGAGAGCUACGCCUGCGGUGGCUCAGACGAGGCCGCCUUUGAAUGCGACGAGUGCGGCAGCCUGCAGUGCGUCCGCUGCGAACUAGAGCUCCAUCGUCAGGAACGCAUGAGGAACCAUGACCGUGUCCGCAUCGCACCGGGACACGUUCCAUUUUGUGACUCUUGUAAGGGCGACAACAGCGGGUGUGGGGUGAACGGGGGCAGGCUGAGGGCGGUGGUGCGCUGCCAGGGCUGUAAAAUCAACCUGUGUCUGGAUUGCCAGAAGCGGACCCAUAGCGGGGUAAACAAGAGGAAGCACCCCGUGACCCCCUACCCUCCUCCCGGUCAAGUCCAGGAUAGUAGCCUGGAGGCUGGGGACGGAGGGGAGAUGGAGGCCCUCAAGGCAAAACUAGAGAAGGUGUGCAGCUUCUUACUGGUGGAUGCGAAGGAGGAGAUGCAGUUGAAGGAUGAGGAAGACUUUGUGAGCCGGCUGGACUGUAGACCUGAGGAACUCCUCAAGGUCGUGUCUAUCUUCGGGAACACAGGGGAGGGGAAGUCCCACACACUGAACCAUACCUUCUUCCUGGGGCGGGAGGUGUUCCAGACAUCCCCCACUCAGGAGUCAUGCACCGUGGGGGUCUGGGCUGCCAUGGACCCCAUCCACAGAGUGGUGGUGAUCGACACAGAGGGACUUCUGGGGGCAGGAUCCAAUCAAGGCCAGCGCACCCGGCUGCUCCUCAAAGUCCUAGCCGUCUCCGACCUCAUCAUCUACCGUACCCACGCCGACCGUCUCCACGACGACCUGUUCAAGUUCCUAGGCGACGCUUCGGACGCCUAUCUGAAGCACUUCACCAGGGAGCUGAAGGCCACUACGGCCCGGUGUGGCCUGGACGUCCCUCUGUCCACUCUGGGACCAGCUGUUAUUAUCUUCCACGAGACCGUCCACACCAAGCUACUGGGCUCAGACAACCCAUCAGAGUCUGCAGAGCGUCUGCUUCAGGAGCGUUUCAGAAAGCUGGGUCUUUUCCCUGAGGCCUUCAGCUCCAUCCAGUACCGCGGGACUCGAACCUACAACCCCCCGACAGACUUCAGCGGUCUCCUGCGUAGUCUGGAGCAACAGUUAGAUAACAACACUACCCGCUCACCACGUUCUGCAAACGUCAUAUACAGAGCCCUGCAGGCCCUGAGUGAGCGUUUCAGUGGGGAUAUCCCAGAAGAGCACCUGGCCAGUAACUCUUUCUUCCCUGAUGAAUACUUCACCUGCUCCAGUAUCUGUCUCAGCUGUGGGUCUGGCUGUGUGAACAGUAAUAAACCUCUUCCUGUCAGGUCUGGCUGUGUGAACAGUAUGAACCAUCUGAAAGAGGAAGUGGAUCACGAGGCUAAACACCGCUGUCGCUACACUGCUCAAUACGACAACCGCAUCUACACCUGUAAAGCGUGCUAUGAGGGAGGGAAGGAGGUGAUUGUGAUUCCCAAGACGACAGCCUCCUCUGACUCUCCCUGGUUUGGUCUGGCCACGUACGCCUGGUCUGGGUAUGUGAUAGAGUGUCCCAACUGUGGAGUUAUCUACAGAAGUAGGCAGUACUGGUACGGGAACCAGGACCCAGUGGACACAGUGGUCAGGACUGAAAUACAACACAUCUGGCCUGGGUCGGAUGGUUUUCUGAAGGACAACAACAAUGCAGCUCAGAGACUGUUGGACGGUGUGAACUACAUCUCCCAGAGUGUGUCAGAGCUCAGUGUGAAACCUGCCAAAGCUGUCACUUCCUGGCUCACCGACCAGAUCGCCCCGGCCUACUGGAAACCCAACUCCCUCAUCCUGAAAUGUUCUAAGUGCAGUGAGGUGUUCCAGGACAACGAUACUAAGCACCACUGCCGUGCCUGUGGAGAGGGCUUCUGUGACGGCUGCUCCACCAAGAACCGUCCUGUUCCUGAGAGGGGCUGGGGGCUCGCCCCCGUACGGGUCUGUGAUGCCUGCUCCCUGAACCGGGGCGUCUCAGAAGAGCUGCUGGAUGCAGCGUUGGAGGAGGAGGAAGGAGGGACCCUCAGUAGGAGAGUAGGAGAGGCUGUUCAGAAUACACUGGGAGCUGUGGUCACUGCUACAUACAUCCCUCUGGGUCUAAUGAAGGAUGCAGCUCGUCCAGCCUACUGGGUUCCAGACCAAGAUAUCCGAUGCUGCUGUGAGUGUCAGAGAGACUUCUCCGCCCCGCGUCUCUCCAUCCACCACUGCAGGGCCUGCGGCCAGGGCGUGUGUGACGACUGCUCCCCUGAACGCAGAGCGGUGCCCUCUAGGGGUUGGGACCACCCAGUGCGUGUCUGCAACACCUGCCACCAGAAACCAGGGGACCUCUAGUAGGAGAGAGGGAACAUAUUGGCACCCUAUUCAAAAGUAGGGCACUAUAUAUGGACUGGGACGCAACCAGAGAGACAGUUAAGGGUCGUGUUCAUUAGGCUCGAAAUGGAAGAAAAUUCUCCAAAACAGGGAGGGACUAUCUGUACUUGUCCAAUAAGAAAGCAGAUUUUUGUUUCCCCCCCCCAUGCUUCUAAACUUUUUUUUUUUGCUACUACGGUGUGCCCUACUGAACACGACCCAGGUUCCACCUAACGCUGUGGAACUUCCCCCCUCCGUCUCUCUGUGGCUCGGGCCAGGGAGUUCUUGUUACUCAUUGUGAUGUCAUCCGUCCUAAAGCCUUGGGCGUCACUUUUAUCCGAGAGAGGGAGAGUUACGCGUUCCUCGGCUUUAAAGAAGUUCAUUCCAUGUUUUAAGAUGAUUAGCCUGAAUAACUACCAAUCUGUAUAAUAAUCUUGGACGCUGGGUGGUUGUAUAUGUGCUUUUAAAACGGCACAGACAGACAAUAAUAGAAUAGUAUUAGUUCCAUAUACACUACCAGUCAGUAGUUUGGACACACCUACUCAUUCAAGGGAUUUUCUUUAUUUUCUACAUUGUAGAAUAAUAGUGAAGACAUCAAAACUAUGAAAUAACACAUAUAGAAUCAUGUAGUAACCAAAAAAAGGUGUUCAACAAAUCAAGCAUUCCAGGUGAAGCUGGUUGAGAGAAUGCCAAGAGUGUGCAAAGCUGUCAAGGCAAAGGGUGGCUACUUUGAAGAAUGUCCAAUACGUUUUGAUUUGUUUAACACUUUUUUGCCUGUAAUAAUAUGAGAAGUUUACUAUAGUGGGGGAAACGUGAUUUGUGUUGUAUAACAUGGCCUCUUUUACAAUACUAUCUCAAGCCCCAUUUCUACCUGGUGCUAACAUGGGUUCUGAUCUUGACUACAUUCUGAUUUUGCCCACAUUUCCAAAAAUGUGUCUGUUAUCCACCCACUGUGUCUGUUAUCCACCCACUGUGUCUGUUAUCCACCCACUGUGUCUGUUAUCCACCCACUGUGUCUGUUAUCCACCCACUGUGUCUGUUAUCCACCCACUGUGUCUGUUAUCCACCCACUGUGUCUGUUAUCCAUCCACUGUGUCUGUUAUCCAUCCACUGUGUCUGUUAUCCACCCACUGUGUCUGUUAUCCACCCACUGUGUCUGUUAUCCACCCACUGUGUCUGUUAUCCAUCCACUGUGUCUGUUAAUCCAUCCACUGUGUCUGUUAAUCCAUCCACUGUGUCUGUUAAUCCAUCCACUGUGUCUGUUAAUCCAUCCACUGUGUCUGUUAUCCAUCCACUGUGUCUGUUAAUCCAUCCACUGUGUCUGUUAAUCCAUCCACUGUCUGUUAAUCCAUCCAAUGUGUCUGUUAUCCAUCCACUGUGUCUGUUAUCCACCCACUGUCUGUUAUCCAUCCACUGUGUCUGUUAAUCCAUCCACUGUGUCUGUUAUCCACCCACUGUGUCUGUUAUCCACCCACUGUGUCUGUUAUCCACCCACUGUGUCUGUUAUCCACCCACUGUGUCUGUUAUCCACCCACUGUGUCUGUUAUCCAUCCACUGUGUCUGUUAUCCAUCCACUGUGUCUGUUAUCCAUCCACUGUGUCUGUUAUCCAUCCACUGUGUCUGUUAUCCAUCCACUGUGUCUGUUAUCCAUCCACUGUGUCUGUUAUCCAUCCACUGUGUCUGUUAUCCAUCCACUGUGUCUGUUAUCCAUCCACUGUGUCUGUUAUCCAUCCACUGUGUCUGUUAUCCAUCCACUGUGUCUGUUAUCCAUCCACUGUGUCUGUUAUCCAUCCACUGUGUCUGUUAUCCAUCCACUGUGUCUGUUAUCCACCCACUGUGUCUGUUAUCCAUCCACUGUCUGUUAUCCAUCCAAUGUGUCUGUUAUCCAUCCACUGUGUCUGUUAUCCAUCCACUGUGUCUGUUAUCCAUCCAAUGUGUCUGUUAUCCAUCCAAUGUGUCUGUUAUCCAUCCAAUGUGUCUGUUAUCCAUCCACUGUGUCUGUUAAUCCAUCCACUGUGUCUGUUAAUCCAUCCACUGUGUCUGUUAAUCCAUCCACUGUGUCUGUUAUCCAUCCACUGUGUCUGUUAUCCAUCCACUGUGUUUGUUAUCCAUCCACUGUGUCUGUUAUCCAUCCACUGUGUCUGUUAUCCAUCCACUGUGUCUGUUAUCCAUCCACUGUGUCUGUUAUCCAUCCACUGUGUCUGUUAUCCAUCCACUGUGUCUGUUAUCCAUCCACUGUGUCUGUUAUCCAUCCACAGUGUCUGUUAAUCCAUCCAGUGUCUGUUAUCCAUCCACUGUGUCUGUGUUGUGAUCAAAUUUCCUCAUCCCCUUCCUUUAUCAAAAAUUACUUCACAGCUAUUCUUUCAAAAAAUAUGAUUUAUAUAUUGUAAAGACACAUAUUGAUGUAAUCAGUCAAUUGCGCCACCAGUCAAUGAUUUAAAUGGUGUCUCUGUCCAGAUCUGUCUACACUUGUAAGAUAUCCAGACAAUGAGCGUCUGACUACCUCCAGGGGUGGGCAGGAUAAUCGGAUCACAAUGAGUCUUUUAGUCUUCUACACCCAUCUAAAAAUGUGGUCACAAUCAGAAUGUGGACAAGAUCAGGACACAUGUUAGAACCAGGUAUAAACGGGGCUACUGAGUGACAGACAGACUGACUGUAGAAUUGAUUGCUGAGUUGGAACCAUGGAAUGAUUAGAAUGUGAACCAUUCUAAUUCUACAAUAGGAGUUGCCUUCAAAUAGUGAAUGGCUCACGGUGUGUAGAAUAGCUUGUAUGAAAGGAUAUCAACACUCUUUGGGGCUGGACCCUGAAACAUUCAGUUCAUAGUAUAUAAACCAUUACACCACCUGGGACUGUGGUAGCUAGCUGUGCUUAAUAAUAUUAGCUGAAAUUAUCUAGCCUGGUCUCAGAUCUGUUUGUGCUGUUUUGACGACUCUUAUAUGGACAAUAGGAGUUGGCAAAACAUAUUUUAGGUCCCAGGCUUAAAAGUAUGGGGGUAGGUGCAGAGUAACUGACUGGAAUCACUGAAACAGGCCUCAUCUCAUAUAGAACACUGCUUAAGAUAAAUGGUACUGAUCUUCAGUCUAUCUGUUUUAAUGUACCAUGUGUGCUUACGUAAUAAACUUGACAACCUCAGGGUGUGGUUCUAGAACAAGCAGAA